Molecule: messenger RNA, 6615 nt
Organism: Cryptotermes secundus
Lineage: Eukaryota; Metazoa; Arthropoda; Insecta; Blattodea; Kalotermitidae
Product: titin
Exons: 23
Coding region: 1-4392 (1463 amino acids)
Source: RefSeq, a predicted model, not a curated record
AUGCCCGUGCCUCAGCUACCAGCUCCUAACAGCAACAGCUCACAGCAGUCCACUAACUCAGUGGUUCUCAAUCUCUGUCUGUCGCAGCGUGAUUUGUCCGGUCUUGUGGGAGAGACAAUCUUUCUCCCUUGCGAUGUGGAUACAGAGAAGUGUGGAGACCUACACAGCAUCAAGUGGUAUCGUGGAUCUUCUCGGAUCUUUGUCUUCAGCGAGAUGGCCGGCAUAGCUCGAUCUGAGGGAGAUUAUACGGAAAGGGCAAGCCUGCAUUACAAACAGAACGACACGGAAUCCAGGCUGGAGGUGAAGCACUUGCAGGUGGCUGAUGAAGCUGUGUACAAAUGCGAAAUCACAUAUAUCGAAGUGCGGGAGGGCUGCUCCGUCGUCCAGUUCAUCAACCUCACGGCACUGAUAAAGCCGGAAUAUGUGAGGAUCACGAAGGAUGACGGCAGUGAACUUCGAAAUGCUUCUACAAUUGGACCUUUCAUAGAAGGCGAAGAGCUUACGCUAACGUGUGAAUCAGGCGGCGGAAAGCCAAUUCCUAAUGUCGUCUGGUGGAAUGGAACAAAUAAGAUGCCCGGCGAAUAUAGCACUGAGAACGGAGCAAAUAGUGUGGGCACAGGAAGGAACAGAGUUCAUCUGAAGCUUGGAAGGGGAGACCUGGGAGCAAAAUAUGAAUGUCGAGCCAUGAACGAUGCUCUUGAAAGUCCUAUGAUGGCCUGGAUAAAUGUGGAUGUCCAUGUUCGUCCACUGAGCCUGGACCUGUCUGGUGUGGUUCAUCACGUGGUACAGGGAACGAAGGUGACUUUGGAGUGUGCGAUCCUGGGAGCGAGACCAGCCGCAAAUGUGACAUGGUACAACGGCUCCGAGCCAAUCCGCGAAGAAGCCCUUCGUACAGAAGUAGCCCCACAGACUCCAGAGACCAGAGUUGUGGAAGCUGAGGAUGGAACGUACGAAACGCGCAGCCUCCUCAUCUUCACGGCGACCCGGUACGAGAACGGAGAGGUUCUCACGUGCAAGGGAACCAACCCAGUCAUGCAGCAGAAGGAAGAGAAACCCAUGAAAGAUACGCUUACUCUCGAGGUUCUGUAUCCUCCCAUUGUGUCUGUGAGCCCAGAGAACGUGACUGUCAACGAGACCACCGACAUCUUCUUAUUCUGCUCCUACGAGGCGAACCCAAACACCCUUGAAAGCGUCAGCUGGCUUCGAGAUGGUGAGAGGCUGACAUUGACUCCAGAUCAUUAUGAAGGAGGAACGAUCGACCAGCCAACAUUAAUGAUAAAGAAUUCAACCCGACAUGACCAAGGAGUGUAUACUUGUGAACUGAGGAACAAAGUGGGAAGUCAGGAAUCUAACAGUGCGGUCUAUGUUGCCAUCUACUUCAAACCAAUUGUGCAGCUGACAAUGGAACCACCAACACCCGUGAGCGAGUUGGACAGACUGAACAUAACACUGAUGUGCAAGGUGGAGUCUGGGAAUCCUGAUAUCUUGCAGGCUGUGCGCUGGUACUUGGAUGGGGAAUUGCUGAAAGAGUUACCUGACUGUGGUGGAAAUGCCACUGACUACAUGUUCUGUGAUAUUGAUCCCAGCAAGCUGCUCCUUGAAGAUGUAGGUCGCAGUUUCCAUGGCAAUUAUUCAUGUGAGGGCAUGAAUGAAGCUGGAUGGGGGCCACUUUCACCAGAUGAGGAACUUAUGGUGUAUUAUCCACCUGGGGCAGCGUCACUUGUAUAUGAACCAAUGAGAGUGAUUAAGAAGAGUUCGGUGACAUUGAGGUGCAGUGUGGAUGAUGCAGGUCGGCCGGAGACUACCACAUAUCGUUGGUUGCGUGGAACACAUCUCAUUCAAGAUGUUACAACAGCCAACUGGACCAUUGAUCCAGUCACACUGGAAACAGAAUCUAACUUCACCUGCUUGGCUUAUAAUAAAGGUGGAGAGGGAGAUCCUGCUACAGUGUAUAUUGAGGUGUCAGCUCCUCCUACAUUUAUUGAGCGACUGCCUCUAUAUCAUGGAGCCCUAGUCAAUGCAUCAAAUAUAAAUAUAUCAUGUCGAGUGGAAUGCUCGCCUCUCUGUUCCAUGCAGUGGCUCAAAGAUGGAAAGUUACUAAACUUAAAUAGUUCAUCCUCUUUAUACUCAGUGAGCAACACUGUCAUUCCUCCAGACACACGCACCAGUGACUUUGAAUCCAUCAGGUCAAUGCUGAUGUGGAACAUGUCUGCAUGGCCAGGUGGACAGUUAGAUCGCAUCCAUGACAGCGCCAAUUACACGUGCCAGAGCACUCACAAUGAAGUUGGACCUGGAGUAAGAAGCAGUACAGCAUUUAGAGUUGAAUAUCCCCCAGAAAACAUCACAGUUUCAAACAAGAUAGUGAACGUUACUGAAGGGCAUAUUCCAGAAAAAGUCAUCUGCAGUGCUACAGCAUACCCUGAAGCCACAUACCAAUGGAAGCACGAAUCAGGCACCUUCAUCACAAAAGGAAAUAAUGCACUGAUCAUAUCUUCACCUGUGUCACGUACUGAAGGAGGCAAUUACACUUGUGAGGCCAUCAACCGCCAUGGAAAAAUUGCACAAAAAACUUUCAUCAAUGUUCUUUAUAAGCCAGAAUGCGGAAUUACGCAGGGAGAAGUGGAUGGCAAGCUUGCUUUAAUCUGUGCAGCACAUGCAAAUCCCAGAGAGGUUGACUUCACUUGGCGAAUAAAAAAUGAAAAUGAUACACUUGAGGAGAAUAUUGAGAAGAAAGGACUUCAGAGUAUAUUGAUGCUGGACAGUCAUGUUGAAAACUUCCGAACUUAUGUAUGUGUUGCCAACAAUUCAGAAGGACCAUCGGUUCCAUGUGAACGCGAUGUUACACCCUACCAGGAGAAAAGUAGUAAGUUCAGAGAUACAGUUGAGAUAAGCUGGUGGGGAAAACUGGAUAAUGAACACCUCAUCAUUAUUAUUGCAAUCGUAGUGGGAGCUAUUGUAAUGGUGCUCAUUGUCUGCAUCAUCAUUAUCAUUGUGUGCAGAAGAAAACGUGCUGAAGACAAAUACAAUAAUCCAGUGGAGAUGGAGGAGAGAGAAAACCCUGAAGGAGGCUCCAGUGUAACAUCAGCACAGGUUCAAGCAAGGCCAAUUCACAAAUGGCCUCUUCGCCCAGGCGUGCUUGUGCAUGUGAAUGGAACCCACAGCUUGAGUGUAGGCAGACCACCUCUACAGCAAUAUGAUGGAGCUAUUAACACUAGUACACCAAAAAACACUGCAACAAGACCAACCUGCUCAAUAUCAAAACUUAGCAUGGGCAGGAAAGACCGCAUUAAGACUGCUGCUAAAAAGUUGAAAAGGAGACAUGCUACUAGCAUUUCCAAUCUUCAGGCUGAUGAUAUUAAUCAACACAGUAGAGCCACCAGGAUUCGCCAGAUGUUUUCCAAUGAUGCCAAUAAAUACCACUGUGAAAAUUUGCCAGGGGUCAUUCAUAGUAAAUCAGGAGUGGUGACUUUCAAGAAAUUAGAUGGUCCACUCAACAGUGGUGUGUCAAGGAAGCGUAAAAAACCUGGGACAGACCCAAGUCCAUCAGCUACCAAAGAUAAAUCAAUGCCUGAUCUUGCUGGGUCCCCAAGUGAUGGCCUGCUACAGCCUGAUGGGGACAAGGCUUUCUAUGAGAAUUUGCCCUUCCAUGGCAUGCAGUCAGCACCAAACAAGCCUGCUCGCACCAGUUGCAAUAUGAAUUCCACAAGUAGGCCACAAAGCCAGCUCAGUCAGUAUGGAUCAUCUGGUUAUGGAUCAACACGAAGCCAUGUUGGUCCUCAUCUGAAUAACCGAUCUCAGUCUGUAAUCUUGUUGCCAAAAAAUAAGUUUAGUACUUUACAAACACACACCAGUAAACACAGCUCCACCAGUGAGCAGCACUAUCCUCAGUUCCACUCAAUGAGACUGCCAAAGAGAGACCAGAAUGACAGGUCAUGUGCACAACUGGACAGGAACUGUUAUAGAGCACAAACCUUCCAGCUAUAUACCAUGCCAAUCAAGGAGAAUUCACCAGAAUCAAAUAUACAACAAGUAAUGCCUGGCAACAGAAAUGAAGUUAAUGAAAAUAGUAAGGAGAACCAGAGGCUAGAUCCAGUAGUCCUUCCAGUGCCAGCUCCCAGAAGACAUAUUGGCAAUAAGUCCGUUAAACACACAUAUCAAAAUGUCCCUAUUCCAAUCACGCCCAACACUCAGGAGCAUAGUUCUCAGCAGCCAUUCCGGCCGGAGUUCUCUGACCUGGACUACGCUGAUGUGGAUUAUCGCUCAUAUGGACCUAUAAACUACAAGAUGGCCUCCAUACAGGCAAUAGAGCAGGAGAAGAAGAAGAAUCUUAAGAAUGAAAACCAACAGCAGCCAUUGCACUCUUCUAACAACCACCUACCAGAUCUGCUCUAAGCUUGCAUUUAUUUAUUUUCCUUGCUAUAAUAGAUAUUAAAAUGGAAAUAGUAAAUGAUUACAAGCUUCAAUGAUCUUCCAUCCAAACAACUCCAAGGCAGAAAUGGCAUGGGGAGAUGCUAUGAAACUACUGUCAAGAUUCUUCUGUUUGUAUGUACGUACAUAAUGCCAAAACAGGAAUUAACUUGAUACCACUAACCUGUGAUUAACCAAAGAAAGUGCUAGUGUGAUCCUUUCCUUGCUUUAAGCUAUUCCUAUUCCCAUUUUUAUCAGUUAUACUAACAGCUGCUGAGACUACUGGUGGUGCUCCAAGUCAAGUGACUGCUGCAACUACUGACUCAUGUGUCAUGAGAAUAAUAACCAAAUAAACAAUUUGAUAUACUGACUUGGGUAUAUAAACACUAAACAAUGAUGUGCAUAUGUAAAAAGAACUAUACCCAAAUCAUUUAGGUUGCGUUUUAAUAAAGAAAUUAGUUUUUUUAAUAAUAUGUAUAAACAACCUACUAUAUAUAAGGGGAACCAGGAAAUGUUCCUGUUAUCAGAGAUGUGUUAGUGUGUGUUAGAGUAUGUGUUAUGUGUGUAUGCAGACAAGCCAAGUAAAAGUGUGUCUGAUGUUUAGUGCACGGCUUCCACCAAUGUUGCAGCACAAAUGUCAGUUUCAGUUGGAAGUCGGCCAAUAUGAUAAGGCCCCACUGAGUGUAUAUUUUCAGAAUGUGAUAACCAACACUGGAUAGUCCAGCUUUUGUAAGUAAUCAAAAAGAUGAAUAUAUGAGAAUUUUUAAUGUCCAGCAUGAAAAGUGUCUGGGCAUGGUACCAGGUUUCAUAACAUGCAGACGUGAUCACCUGCCAGAUUGUAGUAUUUCUUAUUGUGAACCUUCCCUUAAAACAAGUUUGCAUAUACCAACAUAAUUUUUUAAUCUUGUAUUUCAAAAUGUUUUGAAUCUUGCUUUUUAUGUCAGAAGGUAACCUCACCAUGUCUGAAUUAAGAACCAUGGUUCAUGUCUGUAUAUCUCCCACAUCACAUGUUGUGUUGGAUUUGUUAGACAUUGUUGAUGUUCUUUCCAAUAUAUUGAUACAUUAAAUGCACAUUUUUAUUGCGUAUGUUUUAUUAUCAUUGACAUAUGAAGAUUACUGUCAUCUUGGACUUGACACUGUGUAAUUUGAUAAUACAGGUACCAACAUUUCAGGGGAUCCUGAUGUCCCCAUCUUUAAGGCUCUUCUGAACUGGAGUAUGAGGCAACAGGUUCCUUUGAAAUUGCUGUGCUUAUCAACCAAACUAAAUCACUCCACAUCUCAGAAGGCAGUAAUCUUCAUAGUCACCACCAUGAAAACUUCCAAUCUUAUAUGGUGGUAUAUUAAAUUCCCAUUAGCUUCAGAAGGUCUAAAUUGCAGACUUUUUAUAAAAAUUAUUGUAGUUUGACAUCAUCAUUACUGAAUUGCUCUAAUUCAGUCUUAAAAUUCGCUUUGUCAUUUUAACAUUACAAAGGAAGUUUGUCAGUAUUUUGUCUGUACUUAGAAAAUGUUUCUAUUUGAAACACUCUUUGGAAUUAACUAUUGAAGUAAGGCAACAGCUCUUCUCUGGUGUCAUGGUAACUUCCGGUAUUUUAGAUAUACCCUAAUGUGUUACCUCCAACAUCAUUUUGUUGUUAGAACUCUGUCUGAAGUAUGUUCCGUCCAGUUAGGCCAUAGUUGGCAUUAAGAGACACUAACUUAUAAAAAGGGUAUUUUUGUUAACUCUCUUUACCGGCAUUAGGAUUGGAAUUCUGACUGGUGGGUAAUCUGUCAUGUACAGCUCCUGUGCAGACCUCGGUAGAGUUGACAGUUCAUACUACAGUUAUUUCCAUCAUAACAUUUCUGUUCACAUUGCCUAAAUUUUGUGGUGCAACCAAAGAUGUGGCCGCUAUCUACAAGAUAUUAUUGCUCAAUCACAGCUGGUGAAGAUAUGUAUAUGGUUUAACUGCAAUAAUAUCCAAAGUCCAAAGACCGAAAUGAGUUGAAGUGCGUGUAUUAUAAAAGGUUGUGUGUAAAUGUGAAAAUUUGAAGAAAAUUAAUUAUAUUUUAUGCAUUAGUUACUAUUUAUUGUCUCUAAAUUUAUUACAUUGCAUUCUUUGUAUCUAAGGAGUAAGGGAUGAUAUCUGCAAUUUGAGCCCUGUAUUGGAGCUACAUGUUGUAAAAAGAAACUGACUGCAUCACUGCCAACUGCCAUCUUCUCCACUGCUUUGG